ACGUUAAAAUGAGUGAAAAAAACAAUGUUUGAAAAAGUUAAUAAAGAGUGGUCCCCACCUUGAAGUUCUCUCUGUUCGCUGAAAAUCUUCACGGUCUUUCAAGAUCCAACGCUGUUCUGAAUCCACCUCUGUUUACUCUGUUUCUACUUCUUAUCAAAUCUCAUUCGCACUCUUAUGAUCUGUUUUUACUUUUGAAGGUAACCCUCUUUUUUCUCUUUGUGUUGUGAAUCUUCACAAAGCAGAGCUAAUAUAUCACUGAGAAAGCCAAAGGCAAAGGUAAUUGGCAAAGGUGUGUUAUGGCUACAGAGAUCAAAAGCACUAUGAUGAGGGUCAAAUCAAGUACCCCAGAUGUUUCUUCCAAGCCAAAGAUUGAUUCUUUAGCUCUCAAGAAGAAGGUUAAAUCAAAACCGAUAACACCAUCAUCGAAAACAAUAACAACAUCAUCGAAAACAGUGACAACAUCAUCAGCAUCAUCGAAAAAAAUAACAAAGACAAGUACUUCCAAAGUAAGAGAAAAGAAAGUCUACAGUCUGCCUGGCCAGAAACAUGAUCCUCCAGAACAGAAAGAACCCCUGAGAAUCUUUUAUGAAUCAUUGUCAAAACAGAUACCAACAAGUGAAAUGGCGGAAUUUUGGUUAAUGGAACACGGGUUGCUGUCUCCUGAAAAAGCCAAGAAAGCAUUUGAGAGAAAACAGAGGAAGCAAAAGGAGCUCCGAACAGGAACUCCUGUGAAGAUAUCGAAGCCACCAACCAAGACUGCAACGUCACAAAAACAACAACAGAUAUCAAAGAACGGAGACAUAAAAGCCAAGAAAAGAAUUGUGAAUGAGAGUGAUGAUGAUGACGACGAUUUCAUUUUAAGUCAUAAAAGAAGAAAAUGGUAAGAGGAAGGGAAGACUCAUAAUGUUUAUUCAAAAAAAUAAAAAUAAAGGAAGAACUUUUGUACCUUGUAAGACAACCUAAAAAUUCUCAGAUAAAAACAUUCUUCAUGUUUUUAACAUACUCAUACAAUAAUGUACAUGCAAUUUACAUGUCUCUCAGAAUCUGCGUUAUGACAACGGAAAUUGCUUCUCUAUGUUACCUCUGUGCCUUGAGAUUUCA
Vigna angularis (adzuki bean) is the source of this 1101-nucleotide messenger RNA. RefSeq lists its product as uncharacterized. Bases 297 to 884 code for a protein of 195 amino acids. The transcript is spliced from 5 exons. Lineage: Eukaryota; Viridiplantae; Streptophyta; Magnoliopsida; Fabales; Fabaceae. The record is from RefSeq and is a predicted model, not a curated record.